GGGAGGUGUCCUCGCUGGCCGGCCCCUCCCCUGAUGGGGGUUGUGGGAAACUGGGGGAGGGGAUGCCUGGGCCCUUUGUUCUGGCUCUCCUGAUGGCAGGGAGCCCCUGUCCCCCUCUCCCCCCCAGUCUGUGGUUCUGUGGGUCUGUCCUGGUCUCCAUUUGAGUUUCUGCCCUGAAUCUCUGUCCCUCUUCCUUCUGGCUCUCCGUCCCCCACUCCCUCUGAGCCUCUGUCCACCACCCUCUGUGUCUCUGGCCCCCUCCCUCUGGGUCUCUGUGCCCCCACAUUGGGUCUCUGUUCCCUCUCUCUGGGACUCUGUCCUUUUCCGUCUCUCUGAGUCUCUGUCCCCCGCUCUCUGGAUCCCUUCAGCCUUACUAGGGCCUGUGCCCCUUUUUUUCCAACAGCAGCUGCUGCUCACAUCCUACCACCUGUUCUUGGGGUGGGACUAAGAUCUCACUCACACACCCCUUCCUUACAACUAGGCCCUGACUCCUGUCUUCUUUAAACUAGUAAUCCAUACCCAAAUGACUGGCCCUCAUGGGCCCUGCACAUUACUAUGGGGUCUUCAAGACUUCAUCACAACCCAGGCUCCACUGGAAAUCCAGAGGAGAACACUCUUCACCCUAAGCUCCCCAGAAAUCCAGCCCCUUCUCCAGGACCUAGAAGUCUCAGCCCCGAACCCCCUGCCCCCUGCCUCAGACACAGGAGUCUGGACUCCCAGCCCUCCAAGCUCUGAGGUCCUCCUGGGUGGGUCGGAGGAAACUUGCUGAGCUCUGUGUUCUUCCAGGCCCAGAUGGGGGAACCCCGGGCUGGGGCCCCCCUGGACGAUGGCAGUGCCUGGACAGGAAGUGAGGAAGGAAGUGAGGAGGGCACCGGUGGCAGUGAGGGGGCUGGGGGAGAUGGUGGCCCAGAUGCAGAGGGUGUCUGGAGUCCAGACAUCGAGCAGAGCUUCCAGGAGGCCCUGGCCAUCUACCCACCUUGUGGCCGGCGGAAAAUCAUCCUGUCUGAUGAAGGCAAGAUGUACGGUCGGAAUGAACUGAUUGCCCGCUACAUCAAGCUGAGAACGGGGAAGACCCGGACUCGUAAACAGGUCUCUAGUCACAUCCAGGUCUUGGCCCGAAGGAAAUCGAGGGAAAUCCAGUCCAAGCUCAAGGACCAGGUUUCCAAGGAUAAGGCUUUCCAGACCAUGGCCACCAUGUCCUCGGCCCAGCUCAUCUCAGCACCUUCUCUGCAGGCCAAACUGGGUCCCGCUGGUCCUCAGGCCUCUGAGCUUUUCCAGUUUUGGUCAGGGGGCUCUGGGACCCCCUGGAAUGUUCCAGAUGUGAAGCCAUUCUCGCAGACACCGUUCUCCUUGUCACUGACUCCUCCAUCUACUGACCUCCCAGGGUACGAGCCCCCCCAAGCCCUCUCACCCCCUGCCCUGCCCCCACCUGCUCCGUCACCCCCAGCCUGGCAGGCUCGGGCCCUCGGCACUGCCCGGUUACAGCUGGUGGAAUUCUCGGCCUUUGUGGAACCCCCGGAUGCAGUAGACUCUUACCAGAGGCACCUGUUUGUACACAUCAGCCAGCACUGCCCCAGUCCUGGAGCACCCCCCCUCGAGAGUGUGGAUGUCCGACAGAUCUAUGACAAAUUCCCUGAGAAAAAGGGUGGUCUGCGGGAGCUGUAUGAUCGUGGCCCCCCCCACGCUUUCUUCCUGGUCAAGUUCUGGGCGGACCUGAACUGGGGCCCGAGUGGUGAGGAGGUGGGGACCGGCGGCAGCAGUGGUGGCUUCUAUGGCGUGAGCAGCCAGUACGAGAGCCUGGAGCACAUGACCCUCACCUGUUCCUCCAAGGUCUGCUCCUUUGGCAAGCAGGUGGUGGAGAAAGUGGAGACGGAGCGCGCCCAGCUAGAGGACGGGAGGUUCGUGUACCGCCUGCUGCGCUCACCCAUGUGUGAGUACCUGGUGAAUUUCUUGCACAAGCUGCGGCAGCUGCCUGAGCGCUACAUGAUGAACAGUGUCCUGGAGAACUUCACCAUCCUCCAGGUGGUGACAAAUCGAGACACCCAGGAGCUGCUGCUCUGCACUGCUUACGUCUUUGAAGUCUCCACCAGUGAGAGGGGGGCCCAGCACCACAUUUAUCGCCUGGUCAGGGACUGAAGGGGGACCCAAAAAGUGGCUCACCCCCAGAAUACCCUCCUCCCAGGAAGGACCUCCAGCUUUCCUCAGGCUUAUUUGGAGAGGGGGCUGCUCCCUGUUAAGAGGGGACCUUGAAAGCUGGGUGGUGAGUUGAAUGGGCUGUGACUGAGAGGAAAAGAUGGAUGGAUUCUGAUAUUGGGACCUCACAGGGGUCUGUGAAAGGACAGAUCACUCCAGGGCAUCGGGGGCUGGGGACCGGAGUAGCCCUGAGGGUAUAGCAUGGUCUCUGUCUCUAACAGGGGCCCUCCCCACUCUGUUCUGGGUGUUUGGGAGGGCCCUAGUUACAUAUUGGCUUGCCCUUCUCUUUGUUUUUCAACCUCCCCUUUUCCCAAUCUGCCUCUCCUUACCACCUCCACCCUGUGAUCCUGAUAUCAAAUAUUGAAGGUUAACCCUUUCUGUGCAGGGCCAGGUGGGCCCUGGAAAUAUUUUUUUUAAUAUAACAAGAGAUAUUUAUAAGUGGGUGUUAGGGUCGUGACUUUUUUCUCAGCUGAGCAAGCAGUG
Miniopterus natalensis is the source of this 2676-nucleotide messenger RNA. NCBI's taxonomy places the organism in Eukaryota, Metazoa, Chordata, Mammalia, Chiroptera, Miniopteridae. The record is from RefSeq and is a predicted model, not a curated record.